ACGUUGUAGCUACGACGGUCGGCGCCGGUCGGUCAUGACCGGCCCCAGCUUUAGCCGACCGGGAUCGAAUGAAAAUUAACAAAAUCCGACCGGCAUAAAUGUAUGUAAAAUUAUUAAAAGUUUCAUUGAAAUAAGUGAAAAAAUAAAGAAAAAACUCAUUGUAAAUUCUUAAUCAACGUGUGUAUUUUAUUUCUGUUAAAACAAUCAGCGCCAAUCUUACAAAUGUUUGUAAGUAAAAGGCAUCGUAAGCUUAACUACUAGUUACUAGUGGACGUACAAUACCUGAGUUUAGCGCCCGUAUGUCAUUCCUUUCAUGCACUAAUCAUACGACAACAUGCUAGACUCUUUCUCAGGAAAGCACGGUGUGUGCGUGUUACAGAUGGCAUUUGCACCAAUUCGCUCGUCCCCGCGGAACGAGUGAGUUUGCACGACCGCCAUUAAAUGUGGGUACGAGACUUACUCGAUCCAUGGUCAACAUUAUAAUAAUUUAUGCACAUACGUGACGUAGUGGGGAUAGCCCAGUGAAUCUCGAUCGUGAUUGGUUAGUUGGUUGUUAUGGCUUAGAUCUGACAGGACAUGGCUUUACAACACAGUCAACGGUGACACGUGCAGCAACUGGUGAAAACUUAUCUUAUGCACUGUCUGUACAUACAGUUUUGAAGGUUUUCGUGGAGAUUAUUUUGUUAUUUGAAGUUUUUCUGCAUUAUGUCGCAAUCAAACCUUACAAGUUUUUUCAGACCAAAGAGAAAGGACACUGAUGAAGGUGAGAUGAGUGAUAAUGUGGCCCCGACUGUUGCCGCGAAAAAUCAUGACACCGACGGUGAGUCGGAGCAGGCUUCUUGUAGUAGUAAUAUGAUCAACCCUAUCGGAAAAAAGCAAAAACUUGCACAAACAUUCUCAACCAAGUGGAGAAUUAAUCGCCCAUGGUUGAAAUACGUUCCAAACGAGGGCAUGUAUUGCACGUAUUGCCAGAAGCAACCACAUAGUCGCAGUACAGCAUGGAGAAAAACCCCCAGUGUACGAAUUAGACUACAAAAUGUAAAGGAACAUGAAGAAACGGCAGAACACCGGGAUUCAGUCAAGGCUGAAAUGGCCGCUACCCAAUCCCAAAAUGUAGCUAAACUCUUAACCAACCCUGAAAACAUUUCUGAGGAUGGUAUGGUUCAGGCAUUUAAAUGCCUGUAUUUUCUAUGCAAGAACAACAUUGCUCACACAACGAACUUUCCAAAAUUGCUUGAGUUGGAGAAACUUUUAGGAAUCGACAUUAAGCAAAAAAUAAGCAAAGGAAACAAUGCGAAAUAUACCUCCAACACUGCCAUCAGAGAUAUGUUGCAAAGCGUCAGUGAUGUUAUCGAAACAGAAAUUUUAGAUGACAUUAAAAAUAGUGAUGCCUAUGCCCUUAUGUUUGAUGAAACUACCGACGUGUCUGUUGUAGAACAAAUGGUGAUCCAUGGUAGAUAUAUCAAUUCUACCGGCGAUGUCAGCGUGAAAUAUCUGAAAGUUUUGGAUGCAUUGGAAUUGCAGUCUACUGAUAUGAAUGAACUUGAUGACUGUUUCAUAAGUUUAAAUGCUGACGCAGUUAGCCAGAAGAUAACAGACUACAUCGAAAGUAAUGGCCUGCCAUAUGAAAAGCUUAGGGGAAUCGGUACAGAUGGUGCUGCAGUUAUGACGGGCAGAUUGAAUGGCGCAGUAAAACAAAUUAUUGACAGACAGUGUGAGAAACAAAAGGAUACAAAUGACCCACAUAAGCUUGUAGCUUUGGCUAUUGGUCAGCAUUGUGCGGCGCACAAACUAAAUCUGGCAGCCAAACAAGCUGGAACAAAUUUCCCAGUCAUUCAAAAAUUUAAACGAGUGGUGAAAUCACUCCAUGCAUUUUACUCAAGAAGUGCAGUCAGAACCAAAGGGCUCACAGCAGUGCAAAAUUUGCUAAAGGAUAGUCUCGAGAUUGAAUCCGACUCAAAAUCAGGAUCAGGAAAAGUAAAAAAUCCGGCUGAAACUAGGUGGCUGGCGCUUGGGGAAUGUGCCACAAAAUUGAAAGGCAUUGUUGGGAGUGUAUCAGUUAGUCUAGAAAGAGAGGCUGAGGAGCGGGGUGAUGCAGGUGCAGCAGGCCUGGUUAACCUAAUGACACGAUUUGAUUUCUUGGCCACAUUGUGUCUUAUGUGUGAAGUGUUGCCGACAAUUAAUAGACUAAGUUUGCAAUUUCAAGUUUCGCAUAUUAACUUUUCAACUGUCAGUACUUCACUGGCUGCCACAAUUGCUAUUCUGAAAGCAAAAAAGGAGGUGGACUUAACAGGAACCAUAUCUGGCUUGGAAGCUCAAGGUAUCAAAAUCAAGACAAAGCUAACUAUCCCGGAAGAAGUUGCCAACUUUCGUAUCAAGACCCAGGCUCCAUUCAUAGAUGCGAUAAUAGAUAAUAUAGAAGCAAGGUUUCAAAACUCAGAGUUCUUGGCUUCAUUCUCAAAAAUAUUCAAUCCACAAAGUUAUGGUACAAGCAAAGUGCAACCUGAUGAAAUGUGCUCCCAUGCUGCAAAACUUUGUGAACAGUUUGGACUACCAAAGGACACAGCCAUCAAUGAAAUGAAAGACUUCAUAUUUUAUGUACAAGCAGCGGGUGAUAUCAACCUAAGUCAAAGUGACUUCCUCACAAAACUCACCAUCAAAUCGGAUUCCAAUGUGUACUGUGCUACAUUUCCUUCACUGUGCAAGUUGGCACACAUAUACAAAGUAUUGCCACCCCAUACCAGUGACUGCGAACGAGACUUCUCACAAAUGAAACUCAUAAAGACAGACAUUAGGAACAGGAUGGGGGAAGACACCUUGGAUUAUCUACUGCGUAUUAAUAUAGCAGGCCCCCCAAUAGAACAAUUUCCAUUUGGGAAAGCUGUCAAGCUCUGGUCAGAGAAAAAGGACAGGCGCUAUAAAGUUAGACUAGUUUAAAGAAGAAUAAGGUAAGACAGUAAUUAUUUUUUUCUCCAGAUAUUUUAUUUAUUUUACCUUAACAAACAUUUUACUUAACAAUACAAGUGUUUAUUCUCUAUGGCUCUCCUGCGCAUGUUUUUGCCUCUGACAAUGACUCUUGUGGGCAGGAGAGAGCCUGGGGAGCCCAUCAAAGCAAUUAAAAAAAACUAAAACCCAAAGCUUCCAAGGACGCUGACCCUUGACCCCACCAGGGGCCCUUAAGCAGGCCCCUCGACCACGAUCAUGAGGCGCUACGCUGCACUCGAUACACCCACUCUUGACAAAAUUAGCCGGCAUUGAAUUUGCCCUAGCUACA
This is a messenger RNA of Asterias rubens (European starfish), 3274 nucleotides long. RefSeq lists its product as uncharacterized. Bases 706 to 2937 code for a protein of 743 amino acids. Lineage: Eukaryota; Metazoa; Echinodermata; Asteroidea; Forcipulatida; Asteriidae. The record is from RefSeq and is a predicted model, not a curated record. The transcript has a single exon.